AUGCGGGUCGCGAUAAUAGGCGCAGGUCCUUCCGGGCUCGUGACACUGAAGUAUCUAUUAGCUGCAGAGAAGACUUUAGGAACGAAAGCUAUCGAAGCCCGCCUCUUCGAGUCUGAGACGGGCGUUGGCGGCACGUUCCUGGCGAGGACAUAUGAAGAUGCCGAGCUGGUCUCAUCGAGGCAACUCACCUGCUUCUCUGAUUUUCGAUGUAGGCAUGACGAGCCGGAUUUCAUUAGUGCGAAACGCUACGUCGAAUACCUUAACGAGUACUGUACACACUUCAAGUUAUGGCCUCACAUUACCUUUUCGAGUAUAGUGAAGAACAUCGAGGGUCGAGAAGAGGGCGGGCAUGCCGUGACGUAUUUAUACGGGGGUCGGCAGCAAACCUGGGAAUGCGAUGCAGUAGCUGUUUGCUCUGGAUUGCAUGUUAACCCUAGCAUCCCCGAAGUCAGAGGGAUCGAGAAAGUACCGGUGGUGCUUCAUUCAUCUCGGCUGAAGAGGAGAGAGCAGUUCGGAGUGGGAAAGACAGUGCUUAUAUUGGGCAGUGGCGAGACCGGAGCCGACGUUUCUCUACUUGCUGUAACUUCACCGACGAAGCGAGUGGUGCUAUGCCAUAGAAACGGUUUUCAUCUCGCCCCAAAGAGGAACCCAAAUCCAAGACUAAUAUUUGCGCGACGGCGAAAUCCCCUAGAUCGCCCCCAAGUGCCUAUCGAUGUCUCUCGAGCGAGCCUUUUCGACACGAUAUACGUACACCCCUGGCUGAGGAACAGCAACCUCCUAUGGACGUACUACGACUAUUACGUUAGGUGGAUUCUUUGGACUUCGUGGGGUACCACACACGGCACAGACCAAUGGGUCGGGGGGAAGCCCAAGGGAUGGUCUACUUCUGAGAUCCAGACGCCAAAUACACUAGAAUCUACCCAAGGGAGGCAAAUAGACCUUGCGCCUUGGCCGGAGCGCAUAUAUGAGAAUGGUGCUGUUGAAUUCAGGAACAAUGGACGGCCCGAGUACGCGCGGAUAAGAAAGGAGGUCAUCAAGCCGGACAUAGUGGUAUUCUGCACGGGCUACACGCACGAAUUCCCCUUCCUUGGAAAGGAUAGAUGCAAUCCUCAAUAUUACCGUGACAAAUUGGUGCGUGAUAUUUGGCCGCGAGAUGACCCUUCUAUUGGGUUUAUUGGAUUUGUGCGACCUAAUCUAGGCGCUAUCCCGCCUCUCACCGAAUUCCAGGCGCAGCUGUGGGUGCUCAACCUCCUAUCACCUGAUCGAGUAGCCGGCGCCCCUUUACUUCCCGAGGAUGAAGCGCACUACCGACUGAUAUCUAAGACGGACUCCCGAAUCCGAUACGGUGUUGACCACGAGAGUUAUGCGUAUCAGCUCGCUCUAGACAUGGGCUCGGCGCCAUCAUUCGGAGAUAUCAUGCGCCUCGGUUUCUCCGGGGUCAAUGACGUCAACGGUAAAAGUGGCUGCUGGUAUAAACUACCUCUUACUUGGGCGCUCGGUGCCAACUUCAACACCAAGUUUAGGCUCGUCGGACCAUGGAAAUGGGGUGGCGCGCUAGAGGUGAUGAUUACCGAAUUUUGGGACACCGUAGCGCGUAGGCAGAUGUUUUUCGGCCAUUUCACCGUCUCAAUCGCCCCGAUGAUGAUAUUUGGACCGGUUAGUCUUCUCGUUUAUCUAUAUGCGUCGUUAUGUCGGUUUCUUCAGGAAAUAUGAUAGAUUCAAAAAGAUGGUGUAAAGGUUUACGUUCCAAGGAGCUGCUUGGGAACUAGGUACCUAGGUAGUAGAUAAAAAU
Annulohypoxylon maeteangense is the source of this 1792-nucleotide messenger RNA. RefSeq names its product FAD/NAD(P)-binding domain-containing protein. The transcript has 4 exons. The record is from RefSeq and is a predicted model, not a curated record. Lineage: Eukaryota; Fungi; Ascomycota; Sordariomycetes; Xylariales; Hypoxylaceae. Gene Ontology annotation, molecular function: NADP binding; flavin adenine dinucleotide binding; N,N-dimethylaniline monooxygenase activity. Bases 1 to 1713 code for a protein of 570 amino acids.